AUGAAGGCCACGCACUGCGGCGCGGCGGCAAUGCGGCAUGUCUGCCGCGUGAAAGCGGCCUGGGCCACGUGCUUCCUUCAGCCCAACUCCUGCCGAGCCUCAAGGAAGAACGAGACAACUUUGAGCAUGAAGAAGCAAUUGAUUGUUGCUGACGCCUUGGGCCAGUGCGCGGCAGUGACGGUGCUUGAAAGCACUGAUGAGACCAGCAGUUGGACAAUGCUGGAUGCUUGGUUGUGGAUGCUAAGCAUUGCAGUGCUGUUGAUGACGGUUACCUCAGUCUUGUUGAGCGUGGCAUUGGUGUGCUAUUGCUACAAAAGCUGUGGAUUUGGCCAUGGCAACAAGGAGAUGGAAGAGACACUGGAGAAGAGCAAGGUUCAAUAUCUGCAAUUCCCCUACACGAUUGCGUUUGAUGGAGUCUCGAGACAAACGAAAGAUGAGAGCAGCGUAUUCCAAAUACACCGGCAAACUGGUGGUGCCGCAGUGGUGCAGCAGAAGGAGCCGGAACAAGUCCCUGCGCCACAGACCCCUUUUCAGCAGAACUUGAGUGGUCCUGUGAACGUGCGUGUCCAUUUGAGUUCAAGUUCGGAGCAGCAGUUAUCUCCACCGGUGCAUGCUCCGUCGAUUUCGGAUGUUGAGGAGCUCGAAUAUGGAACCGAAGCUGUGAGGAACUGCGCUUGGGCCUUCGCAUGUGUGGAGCUGCACGAUCCAAACCUGGUGCGCGCCCUGACGCACGCGUGUAGAGGUGGCAAGCUCUGGACUUUCCAGGCCGAUGAGUUCUGCGCCAUCGCCUGGGCUUUCGCCAAAUUCCGGGCAGUGGACCAGGAGGUUCAGCAGGACCUGCUGGUGAUCGCGCGCCAGCGCGUCGAGGAGGUGGACAACGUGAGCUUUGUGAACCUCCUUACGUCCCUCUUGGCCAUGCUGGAUGCCAGCAAGCCAACGAAUGGCGACGCGGGGAUGUCGGAGCUGGACAGGAAGAGCAGCUCCAGGCAGCUCGUGGGGCUGCUCGAAGCCUCCCUUGCAGACCGGGAGGCCCUCUCGCCGCAGCAGCUGGCCACCACGUGCAGGGCACUGGCCCGGAGUGGCUUCUACGAGGAGGCACAGCGGAUUGCCAAAGAUGCGGCGGAGCCCCGCGUUCUCUCUGCGCUGAUCAGCGCGGCGGAGCACGCCGGCGACGCGGGGCGAUGUGCGGAGUUGUGGAAGCGACUGGCCGCGGCGGCGCCUUCUGCGGCACUACGUGGCGCGGCUGCGUUCUGCGCGUCGCGCUGGGCGGUCGACGGGGCGCUCCCAGAUAGCCAGCGCCUGGUUGAGGAGCUCUGCGGCCUCCAGCAGCCAUUUUCCACCCUCGGCGAGCUUCUAGGUGGCACGCCGGCGGCAGCGGCCGGUGCCGCCGCUGCAGUGGGGGAGUUGGGCCUUGGCAGCUCCUGUGGCUCCGCGGAGUUCGCAGAGCUGGGCGGACUCCUGGAGGCAGUCCUGGGCUCCGGGAGCCCGGGGAACCCGGCGAAGACCCUGCGCGCGGCACACGCCUUCGGUGUUCGCUGCAGCGCCCUCGAUGCCUCCCUGGGCCCGAGGGCCGCCAUUCUGGAUGAGUUCACAGCACGCUUGCCGCAGUUGGUGGUGGAGAUAGGUGGCGGCUGCGGGAUUCUAGCUGCCCACCUCGCCGCCAGGGUGCAGGAGUACGGGGGCCGAGUGGUGUCCAUCGAGUCCGACCCCUUCUACUUGGCCGCGGCCCGCUGCAUCGCCCACUUUGCUGGGCUUUCCAGCUCCCUACAGCUCCUGCUGGGUGAGUCGGCAGACUGCUUACCGCAGCUGCUGGAGGCGCGCGGCCCAAGCUCCGUGGAUGUCCUCGUACUCCGCGGCAACCGGGAGGGCCAGUAUCUCUCCGAGCUGCGGCGCGUGGAGGAUCUGGGCCUCUUCACCUCUGGCUGCGUCAUUGCGGACCACAUGCUGCAGUAUGGCUCGCCUCAGUUCCUUGCGGAGAUGUCUCGCUCCCCGAAGUUCAGCCUCGAGCUGGUGGAGGUGGAGGAAGCCGGCCCUGGAGGCAGCGACUGGGUCGCGCUGUGCGCGGUCCGUGCGCGCUUGCAAGAUGAGCCUCCGGCCGAGAGGGAUCUGCCACCCGGGCUUGCGUCCUUGCGUGCUUCCGCCGAGGAGGCCUGGAGGCGGCGUGGUGAUGGCGGAACUGCCACUGGGGCGGGCAAGUUGUCUGGCAAGUUGGCGCCGGAGCGCUUCCGGCAGAAGCUGGCAAACUUCGCCCGACACCUGAACCUCGAGCCCUCGCGACGCUUCCUUGGGGUGACCGUGGCGCCUCUGCCAGAGAGCUCCAAGGAUGCCCCGCGCCGGCCACUCCUUGCGCCUGGGCCCUCGCCAGCUGAGAUCAGCCUCGCGCAGCCCGAGCAGCGCUCGGACGCCAAGGCCUCAGGCCCCGAGCACGACGCGCUAGCGGCCUCCAGGUCGCCGGUGGCACAGCAGUACGUCCGGGCGCUGGACCUGAAGCGGUGGCUCACUUCCGUAGACCCCACGGGGGGCUGCUUGCACUACCUUUCCGCCGCGCAGGAGAGGCAUGAGACGAGCGAGCUGCUGGCAAAGGCCUAUGUGCAGGAGUCAGAGGGUCGUUGCAUGCUGAAGCCUGACUUCUUCAGCGAUCUGGACGUCGCGGAGGAACAUCGGCCUCGCUUCCUCCGCUGGUUCGCCGACAACUGUGGCGCGGAAGGCGUGCUUGAUGCUGGAACGCCCGCCGCGGACGGCGACGUAGCGACUGAGGCUUCGACUCUUCCCUGCGCCCAGGCGGCGUCCCUCGAGGAUGCUGCGAUUGACCUUCGCCAUCUUCCCUUCAGCGACUGGCUGGCGAGCAUGGACCCCCGAAUGGCACUGCAGCAGUAUCUACCGGUGAUACAGGAGAGCUACGACACGGUCUCACAGAUCGCCACCACAUACACCACUGUCGACGCGUCCGAGACACCCACAAAGCGGCUGGACGAGCAGAUGUUCGAAGAUUUCGGCGUGGAGGACCCUGCUCACCGCGCAUUGUUUCGCAGCUGGUUCGUGCGCUUCUGCGGGGUCAGGCCGGCAGGUGUUGUUGAGGAGGAGGACCCAGCGACGCCGCACUUCGGCCCUGAAGGGGAAGAUGGCAAAGAGCCAGGGACAGCCGGCGAACCGCAGGCCGAGCCGGUCGGGCCUCCCCAGUGCGGGGCACCUGCUGCAGCGCCGGACGAGGAGGUUGGUGAGGCCGCAGAUCGCGGCUCGCCACCCUCGAAAGGUCCCAGUGGCAGCUUCUUUGACUUCGAGGAGCUUCCCGAGACCUCUCCCUCCAGCUCUGUCGAGCCUGCCCUCGAGGUGGCCGACGCAACGACACCAGCAGCUCCCGAAGGCGCAGCUGAGGAGGCGCAGCCCCGCGAAUCGAGUGGAAUGUUCGAUUUCGACCAGCUCGAUGUGGCUCAGCAUCUGGUGGACCAGCCAGCAGGCUCCGAACCACUGCGGGAGCCCGCAGCAGCCGAGCUUGUGGCGGACGCUGGUGCAGAGGAGGCCACCCAAAGCACGAUGCCCACGGCGGAGGAGGGCGAGGCACCGGCAGCCGACACGGAGGAGGCUCCCCUUGGCACGGCGCACACGGCGGAGGAGGGCAAGGCGCCGGCAGCCGACACGGAGCAGGAGGGCGAGGCGCCGGCAGCCGACACGGAGGAGGACCAGGAGGAAAGCAAGCCCUCCGGGGGUGGCUUCUUUGACUUCGACGACCUGGAAGAAGCAGGGGGUUGA
Messenger RNA from Symbiodinium natans, 3750 nucleotides. Lineage: Eukaryota; Dinophyceae; Suessiales; Symbiodiniaceae. The record is from the annotation of a GenBank genome assembly.